This is a messenger RNA of Xenia sp. Carnegie-2017, 1254 nucleotides long. RefSeq lists its product as uncharacterized. The transcript has 4 exons. NCBI's taxonomy places the organism in Eukaryota, Metazoa, Cnidaria, Anthozoa, Malacalcyonacea, Xeniidae. The record is from RefSeq and is a predicted model, not a curated record. Bases 216 to 1031 code for a protein of 271 amino acids.
AGGAGAAGAAAGAUGAAGUAGUGAAGAUAAAGAUUGGAAUAAUUGAACUCGACGGUAAAAGACUUAAAAUAAGAAGAUCUUCUUUACUUCCUGUUGAUGUUCGAAAAUCAGAUACAUUAGUUCCUGUAAAGAAUGCCGGAGUUCAGAAACAGCUUGCCCACAACAGACAUCUCAGAGAUCAUAAUGAAACUGAGUGGCUUUUACUUUACCCUGAUAUGGAUAUCGUGGGAAAUAUUCCAGGAAGCAGUGAAAAAUUCUCUGUGGAAAAAUAUAAAAAUGAACUUGGACGUCCAUACAGUCGAGUAAAUUUGUACAUUUGCAAAAUGCUUGAUUUUGAAGUAGCCAAUGAUUUGACUGAAGACCUCAAGGAAACGGUUGUUCCAGAUACUGCUGAUGUUUUUGAAGAUAAUUCUGUGCAAGAAAAUUCUUCACAAAUUAUAUGUGAACUGGGAAAUUCUCAACAAGUCAAUGCAACACCAGAUAAUUUUGUGGAAGUUAAUCAUGCUCAUACCAAUGCUGUUCCAGCUAGUCUUGCAAAAGCUAGUCUAGUGGAGGCCAGCCAUGUUCAAACAAAUCCUGUUCCAAGCAAUGUUGUUAAUGUUGAUAAUAGUUGUGUGGAAGCUGUUUCCUUUCAGGUUGAUUCAUUUUCAGUUGAGCAAAUCAUUAUGGAACCAGGUGAAAUGCCUGCGCAAAUUUUUCAGGAUGCAGAUGUAACUGAAUCCCUACUAGAUAUUAUUGAACCAGAGCCAAAUCUUGUACAACCAGCUCAAGUUAAUUUACCCGAGGAACAAUUGCAUGUGCUAGAUCUGCUAAUCCAUCGCACAACCCUUUUGAAAGAUAUGAUAACAGAAUUUUAUAAUCCAAAUGUAUUGAAAUCUACUAUAUUUUUUAAAGUAGUUGAUGCAAGAGGUAUGUUUGAGGAGGGAGAAGGAAGAGGUGUUGCACGUGAUCUUCUUACAGAGUUUUGGCACCUUUUUUUAUCAGUCAUUAUCUAUUGGAGCAUCUACCAAGGUGCCAGCCAUUCGUCAUGAUUAUCAAAAGCUGGAAUGGGAGGCAGUGGCUAGAAUCAUGUUGUAUGGCUACUGCAAAGAAGGAGUGUUCCCCAUUACAUUGUGUUCAGCUUUUGUUGCAUGUACUCUCCAUGGUGAAGACAGUGUUUCUUGUGAAGUGCUGUUAAACUCUUUCAUGGAGUAUAUGGCUGAAGACGAGAGAGAAGUGGUUGAUAACUUAAUGAAAAAUCGAUCACAGAUAUGU